GCCACGCAACUCACCACAGGCCAACACUCAAUAUACAACAGCAGCAGCAACAACAGCAACAGCAGCAACAACAACAACAACAACAGCAACAACAGCAGCAACAACAACAGCAACAACAGCAACAGCAGCAGCAGCAGCAGCAACCUGACCAAGAGAAGCUGCAGCUGCUUCAGAUGCGUCAGAAUCAGCAACAGCAGCAGCAGCAGACACAACAGCAGCAGCAACAGCAGCAGCACCACAGUGUAACAUUGCGACAGCAGCUUCACCAGCAGUUGCAGCAUAGGCCUCAUGUUGGGGUAGGGAUGAAUAUUGGGCCCCAGGGACAAGGAGGCAACACUACCCUGGGGCAGCCGCGCAUGAUGCAGUCCACCAUGCAGAAUCCAGGUUUAAAACAGCUGCUUCAAGUGAGGCAGCAGCAGCAUCAGCAACUGCAGCAUCAGCAGCAACAGCAACAACAGCAACAGCAGCAGCAACAAAUCAUUAUGAUGCAGCAGCAGGGGAUGAGGCCCCAGUUAGGUCAGCAGGGCCAGCAGGUCAUGGGCCAGGCAAUAGGCCAGCAGGGGAUGGGCCAGCAGGCUAUGAACCAGCAGACUAUGGGACAGCAAGGUAUUGGCCAGUCAAUUCAAGAUAGCAAUGACUAUAUGGAUCUGUUAUAAGGAGUCAUUUUGAUGUACUGUAUUUUCCAGCAGAUAAGACACAGCCAUGAUUUUUAUUUUAUUUAUUUAUUUAUUUGUUUAUUUUUUAAGAGGGAGAGGGGAAGAAUUUCAGCACAUUUCACUAUGUAUGAAUUAUUAUGGCAUAGUUUCUUUGGGUAAAAGAAACUGCUAAUACCUGAUGUAGGCUUUGUUGCUUGGGGGUGAGAAGUAUUAUGAAAAGUUCAAAUUUAUGUUUAUGUACAGUCAUAACCAGAUCCCUUAUUUUACAUCUUCAAGUAACUGUACUACACGUUUGAUAUUUUAUAAAAAUAUAUAUUUGUUUCUCAUAAUAUUUGCAAUAUUAUUACUAAGACAAACUGAAUAUUUGUGUUGAAUUGACUAUAGAGCUUUACUAACCCACAUUCUGCCAAUAUUUUCAGCUCAGUCUUGGCCUCAACUUAGGUAAUUUGGGUGUUGUAAACAUGGUGAUUUUUAUAUACUUUUUUAUAGGAAAAAUGCAUCUUAUAUACUGGGAAAUAGGGUAUACACGUUUUUUUUUCUUAAGUUGUCAUUCCUUUAUGUAUAGUAUUUGUAUUCAUGUAAUGAUGGAUUAUAUCCAAAUUUUUGUGUGCUGUACAUAGUCAAGUAUUUACACAUUCUUAAUCCUUCAGGCUUAAGCAGAAAAUAAAGUCUUUAUUUUGA
Penaeus indicus is the source of this 1337-nucleotide messenger RNA. Its product is annotated as ataxin-8-like. Lineage: Eukaryota; Metazoa; Arthropoda; Malacostraca; Decapoda; Penaeidae. The record is from RefSeq and is a predicted model, not a curated record. Bases 174 to 656 code for a protein of 160 amino acids. The transcript has 2 exons.